UCUCGUUGCGUUUCGGUAGUUUAUAGCAACUUUUCAUGUCGUCAUCAAACAGUGACGGUUUUCCCCAGAAAGAAGGACAGGUUCAUUUUUUAUUACAGAACCGUGUUGAUUGCUGGAAAGAAACAUGUCUGGGAGUUUCUAUUACGUCAUGGUUGGACAUCAUGACAACCCGGUCUUUGAAAUGGAGUUCUUGCCUGCUGGUAAAGCUGAGUCAAAGGAUGACCACCGGCAUCUGAACCAGUUUAUUGCCCAUGCAGCUCUCGACUUGGUGGAUGAAAACAUGUGGCUGUCUAACAACAUGUACCUGAAAACUGUGGACAAGUUCAAUGAGUGGUUCGUCUCUGCCUUUGUCACCGCAGGACAUAUGAGAUUCAUCAUGCUUCAUGAUGUACGACAAGAAGACGGAAUCAAAAACUUCUUUAAUGAUGUGUACGAUUUAUACAUUAAGUUUGCAAUGAAUCCUUUUUAUGAAACCAAUGCUCCAAUCCGGUCGACGGCAUUUGACAGAAAAGUGCAGUUCCUUGGAAAGAAGCACCUGUUGAGCUGAUGAAUCAACCUGGGUUCUGUACCUUUUUUUUAUUUCCUUAAUUGCGUUUAUCAUACACAUCAUUUGGUCUACGAUCACCUGUUGGUUGUGUUUGAUAAAUUCCCUACGUAUUACUUUCUUUAUACUUACCAACCACGGAAUAAAAGAUAGCAUUGGGGCAAUGUUUUAUAAUGAAUGAAGGGCAUGUGUGAGUGUCACCAGCAUUUUGUUGCCUAGUUUGAUAAUAAUUACAUUGUCUGUAUGAGGUCUACUUUGAUAAUGACAUUGUCUGUAUGAGGUCUACUUUGAUAAAGACAUGGUCUGUAUGAGGUCUACUUUGAUAAUGACAUGGUCUGUAUGAGGUCUACUUUGAUAAUGACAUGGUCUGUAUGAGGUCUACUUUGAUAAUGACAUGGUCUGUAUGAGGUCUACUUUGAUAAUGACAUGGUCUGUAUGAGGUCUACUUUGAUAAUGACAUGGUCUGUAUGAGGUCUACUUUGAUAAUGACAUUGUCUGUAUGAGGUCUACUUUGAUAAUGACAUGGUCUGUAUGAGGUCUACUUUGAUAAUGACAUGGUCUGUAUGAGGUCUACUUUGAUAAUGACAUUGUCUGUAUGAGGUCUACUUUGAUAAAGACAUGGUCUGUAUGAGGUCUACUUUGAUAAUAGUGACAUUGUAUGUAUGAGGUAGACCUUGAAUGAGCUUGGUUAAAACAUGUAUAUUUAAUUUCUGAUAUUUGUGAAAUGUUCUAUGGCUUACUGCCCAGAUUCUCUAAUCAAAUACACUAUAAUUAUUCAACUAAUUUGGACAUUUUCUCUGGACAUGUGUUCCAAAUACUUCAUUAGUGCGCAUGUGUGUGCCUUUGCCAUACAAAGUAAUGGCAGAACAUUUCACUAAUCAUUGAGUAUGUACAAAGACCAGCCCAUGCAAACAAACAAACACAUUCUCAGUUAAAAUAAAUCACAUGACAAUUGACUGAAUGAAUGGUCUGCCUGUAAUAGGUGCUGUGUGGAUGCAAUAAUCACCACACCAGAAAACGUUUACCAAAUGACUUACUGCCGAAGUCUAACUCUUUAAGUGUAUUUUUUUUCCUGUGACAGCGGAGGUGGAAAAUCAAACGUCUUCAGAGAAGAUCAUUCAUUCAUGGGCAGUUUUUAUUCAAAUAGCAUUUUCCAUUCAACUUGCUUUCCAGUCAUUCUGGACAACACUGCUGUAGCUAAAUGAUAUCAAAGAUGAACAAUGGCUAAACUGUUCUCAGCACUCGACCUAAAUGAGAUGUAUUUUGUGGUAAUGUACAAUACUGUAAAAUCAAAAAGCAAUGACUGUUGAAAUCAAGUUUUAGUAUCAAAACUACACUAGUGUGUAAGAAAAUGAAAUUGAUCUCCAUAAAUGUAAAUAAAAUGCAUGUUAGAUAAGAUGUCCAUAGAAAAAAAACGGGACCAGAUACAUUAUACCUUGUUUAUAAUAUCCACCACCAUGUCCAAGUUCAGAAAUGUAUCACCUAUUAAUUACAAUUAGCCAAGUUAUCGGAACACUGAAAUUCUGGUAUGGUAAAAGGUUCUGUACUAACUGAGCAGAAUGCAGGAUAAGACCUCCGCUUUAUUCAUUUAAUAUUGAUCAUUUCAGCUCUUGUCCUGUGCAAGUGUUGAACAUUGUGUCCAUUGCAUGAAUGAUAACUCAUUCAUUAUGUUAUGUUGCGCAGAUAUCCCAUGGCCAGCAAAUCCAGCACCAAUAAUACAUAUUAUAGAGUAAGAAAUCAUAAGCCUUCAUUUCUGCUUUAAUUUCCCUCUUUCUCUGUACUAGAAAGUAGUGAUGCUAGAUUAGUGCUUAACUUAUUCAAAUUAAAAGACUGCAUAAAUUACUCUGCUUUGUAUCAACAUUUAUGUUGUAAUAAAUAUGAAUAUAUUAUGUUUGGAACUUUUUAACCUAA
Messenger RNA from Coregonus clupeaformis (lake whitefish), 2455 nucleotides. Its product is annotated as trafficking protein particle complex subunit 2-like. Gene Ontology annotation, biological process: endoplasmic reticulum to Golgi vesicle-mediated transport. The transcript is spliced from 5 exons. NCBI's taxonomy places the organism in Eukaryota, Metazoa, Chordata, Actinopteri, Salmoniformes, Salmonidae. Bases 125 to 547 code for a protein of 140 amino acids. Gene Ontology annotation, cellular component: cytoplasm; nucleus; TRAPP complex. The record is from RefSeq and is a predicted model, not a curated record.